UGCAGGGCCCCAGCUCCUUCUCCUGAGAGGUAGUUUUGGGCACCAGAGCCAUCCUUUGGGAUGCAGGAGAGAACCUGUAGUGAGGAUCUGAAGAGGCUUUCAGAGAUGAUAGCAUAAACUUGUAUGAUGUUUGCCACUGGUUACUGGGGGAAGAGAGGAAAGGAAUUUGGGGAGGAGGUGGAGGAAACAAGCCUGCACCUUGUAAGUGGCACAUUGGGCAAGAAGUACUUUGGACCGCAGUGUGUAAAAUGGCAGAGAAGGUGGAGGCGGCUGGCUCCCCUGCUGUGAAAAGGUGGGGUGCCUUUCCUUCCCAUUGUUCUACCCACACACGUGCACACGCCUUCCCCCCAUUGUGAGCUCUGCCUUUGGGUUAGGAAAACCAGAGAGGCAUUCGAUCCUAGCACCCACUCGCUUGGCUGCAGGUAAAGGUCAAAGACCACCUGAGCCCAUGGGUAUUAUGCAAGGGGCCAUUGUGAAGGGGCCCCAGACUGCAGCAUGCAUCAGUCCGCCUCCCUGCUCCCCCUCCAACUCUGGCUUUGUUCCUCAGGGGAUUGCGAAAGCCCCAGGACUACAUAAAGCAUUCUCUGUCUGGGUGGCCUGGCCACUGCCCCCAACACACAGAUCUUGAGAGGCUGCAGGGACUGGCACUGACUGUAAGGGACCCUGCUGCAGUGGGCUGGGGGGAACUGGGCAUCUUGCCUGCAUCAGGGAAAACUGCACAAUGCCCUGGGGACGUGUCAGGGCAACCCUCCUCCCUUCCCCAGGUGUCUGAUGGAGCCCAUUUCUGAUGCUGUUCUUUGUCUCUUGCUGUUGCUGCAGGGAUAGGAUGGCCUACACCAGGAAAGCUCUGCCCUGUUUGCUGCUGCUGGCACUCACCUUUCUGGGCAGCAGCAUGGCAGAGCGGGACUGCCGGGUGAGCAGCUUCAAAGUCAAGGAGAACUUCGACAAGAACAGGUACAGCGGCACCUGGUAUGCCAUGGCAAAAAAAGAUCCUGAGGGGCUGUUCCUGCAGGACAACGUGGUAGCCCAGUUUACUGUAGAUGAAAAUGGACAGAUGAGUGCCACUGCAAAGGGCAGAGUCAGACUCUUCAAUAACUGGGAUGUCUGUGCUGAUAUGAUUGGCUCUUUCACUGACACUGAGGAUCCUGCCAAGUUCAAGAUGAAGUACUGGGGAGUUGCCUCUUUUCUGCAGAAAGGAAAUGAUGAUCACUGGGUAGUGGACACAGAUUAUGAUACAUACGCUCUUCAUUAUUCCUGCCGCCAGCUAAAUGAAGAUGGCACUUGUGCUGAUAGCUAUUCCUUUGUGUUCUCCCGGGACCCCAAGGGAUUGCCUCCAGAGGCACAGAAAAUUGUCAGACAAAGGCAGAUAGACCUCUGCUUGGACAGAAAAUACAGAGUUAUCGUUCAUAAUGGAUUUUGCUCUUAAGGAGAUCCAAAAAUAUGGAAGUAAACCACGUGACAGCACCAUGGAUGUAAAGUUAAUACGUUGAUCAGGUGCUCUUUUGAAAAGCCUUUAGAUGGCUUCAUUUAGAUUUUGAAUAUAUUUAUCUGAGCUGCAUAGCUCAUCCUGUUAAUAAACCAAUGAAACAUUUUAAUAAACUUGAAUUACGGGGGAUGCAAAUUGUCUGUAUGCACAUCUGUACAUAUGUAGACAUUGGUUUUAUUAAUAAACCAUUAUCAUAAUGCACUAUUUUAAAUUGCUGACAGAUGUCAAUAAUUAAGAAUUUAAUCUUUUUUGUUAUCGGUUUCAAUUUCUGACUAAUAGUGUUUUAAUUGGAAUAUAUAUAUGUGUGUGUAUUUGCUUUCUAAAACUUACUUUCUUUUCAAGUAUGAUGUCAUCUUUUUUUCUAGGAAAUACUGGAAAUCUUUUCCAAUAGC
Molecule: messenger RNA, 1878 nt
Organism: Cygnus olor (mute swan)
Lineage: Eukaryota; Metazoa; Chordata; Aves; Anseriformes; Anatidae
Gene: RBP4
Product: retinol binding protein 4
Exons: 5
Coding region: 788-1426 (212 amino acids)
Biological process (GO): retinol transport
Molecular function (GO): retinol transmembrane transporter activity; retinol binding
Source: RefSeq, a predicted model, not a curated record